This is a messenger RNA of Anas platyrhynchos (mallard), 2663 nucleotides long. RefSeq lists its product as uncharacterized. The record is from RefSeq and is a predicted model, not a curated record. Lineage: Eukaryota; Metazoa; Chordata; Aves; Anseriformes; Anatidae. Gene Ontology annotation, cellular component: microtubule organizing center.
GCCCUUGUAUAUGCCUUUUGGUUGUACAUGCACACGGAGUGAUCUGGAAGGAGAGGGGAUUAUGGAAUUCGCACGGCAAAAAUAUCAAGCAUGCAAAAGAAAUCCUGAAGUUGUUGGAAGCAGUUCAACUCCCUGAGAAAGUGGCAGUCAUGCACAUUAGAGCACACCAAAAAGCAAACUCAGAAUUGGAAAAAGGAAAUGAGCUGGCGGACAGAGAGGCAAAACAUGCAGCCAAAAGAGAGGUGAAAACAGAAGGGGCCCUGAUCCCUGAUGGGCAAAUCUCCCUAGAAGAAAAAACUCUUGGGAACCCCAAUGGGAAGGACCCUUUCAGGUGCUGCUUACGUCAUACACUGCAGUAAAAAUUAAAGAACAACCUGCUUGGAUUCACCACACGAGAAUCAACAAGUCAACACAAGGUCCAUGGACACUUGAAACGACGGGACCAAUGGGUAGCUGCAACCACUUGGAAGAAAAAGCAGAAGAGGAGAGAGAAAUGCUGCCCAAAUGUUUGCAGUGUGAUCAGUGUUAAUAAAGCUUCUGACUGACCUCUUUUAAAAUGCACUUGCGUUAUUACACAUUUGGAGUCACAGUAUUCCCCAACACUCUAGUGCAGUCUUUGGCCAUCCACCCACUGGCUGCUUCAGAGAAGGAAUGAAAACGAAGAGGCUCUAACUCCAGUGGUCACCCUGCUGGCUAAAAAAUCACCAGAGCUGAGGGUCACGCACAGAAAGUGGAAGGGGACGGUGCUCCCUGCACCUAUAGCUGGAUGACGUGGGAAGGUUCAGCCCAAGGAAAAGUCCUGGACAGUGCUAAGAGAAGUUGCAGCCUCCUUUCCUGCUCCUGGGGCAAGGCCUGGGGCCAGCACCCUGCAGUGACCCUCACAGCCUGCGGACUGCUCUGCCCGAAUCUCCAGGGUGCAGCAGUCUCCUUGGGGAGGCAGCUCCCUGACAGGGCAGGCUGCAGCCCCUGUUGUGACACGCGAUGAGGCAACAGCGGGGCCGUCUGUGACAUCACACCACGUCCUGCUCAAAAGCCCUGUGCGCCGCGACCUGCCCUCACUUGGCUGCGAGGCCUUCAGGAGGCAGUGGCUGGUGCUGCUCUGCUGGGGCUGCCGCUGUGAUCUUGAGGAGCUGCCUUGCAGAAAGGAGCCAAAGGCACUGGGAAGCAGCGUCCCCGCGUGGGACAAUUCCUGCUGACGAGUGGAGGAGGCCCGGAGCGAGAUGGAGGCCAGGAGUGCUCCCAUCCUGUGCAACGGCCGCCUCAUGUGUCCAACACUCAUGCACCUCCAGGACGAUGAGAUUGUGAAAGUUUGGGAUGCAGUAUCCCACUUCAUCCGCAGGCAGUUUGCGCUGAACAAGGGUGUCACAGUACCUGGGCUGGGCACCUUCUUUGCUGUUAAACAGGACCGGCCCAUGGCAGGCGUUAAGCUCCUUGACGCAAAGAAGCCCGUCUUCCAGGUUUCGGAGCACUUUGCCAAUGUUCAUGGGCUCCCUUACAAGAAAGAAACUUUUCCUGGAAUACCUCCAUUUGUUUUCCUGAAUUAUGCCUGGUUGUCCUUGGACAUCGGCAUUCCUCGGGACACCGUGCAGCGCUGCAUUCAGGAGACCCUGCUCUUUCUCUCCUACACCCUUGCAAAGAAGCAGGCUGUGGAUUUCAUCUUCAAGGACAUCGGCCGUCUGGUCUUCCGCCAGAACAGAGUCCAAAUGCACUUUUCCUCCGACUUUGUUCACAACCUGAAUAGCAACGGCCAGCUGUUGAAAUGCCGCCUCACUAGUUUAAGCACAACGGAGUUGGCCACAUCGGAGAGAAAAAGCAUGGUCUCACAUCCAGCUUCUCGAGGUGUCAUCAUCUUUCCCAGGAUUGGGCUCUACAUACCUCGGGGAAGAGCUGCAGGGGAAGGGUCUCUCCAAGCACCCAAGGGUUCUGCUUUGGAGAAGAAGGGAGACGCAAGUGUGGAGGGAGAGUCUACCAGAAGAGGGAUGCCUCCUAUUAAGAGCCAGCUGCUCACACCCCAGAGUCUCUCUCUAUCCAGACUCUCCAAGAUGAAAGGGGAGGCAAAGCUGAGCCAGGCUGCAGUGGAAAAAGAGCCUUCUCGCAGGCUGCUGACAACCCGUGAGGAAAGCUCCUCAAGAAUGGCAGAAGAGGGGAAGGGCAAGCUCUGUGCUGUGGCCUGGCCCCAAACUCAAGCCCCUGCCUGUGAGGGUCAACGGAGAGGAGGACAGCAGAAGACGCAGAAGGAAAUGCAGGGGCUGCAGACAGAGAGCACAUCCUCCAUGGCACUUGUGGAAUGGAAAAAGUCUCUGCAGAUGGUGCCAGUGGACAUGAAACAGCAGCAUGUCCUAAUCCCUCACCCGCCGGAGAAGAAGGCUGAGGCAGCUCCUCUGAGCAAACCGAGUGCCAGCUGCCUUUCAGUGCGGACUGAGCGCGUGAGGAAACAGCUGGAGAGGAGAGGGGAGGUCCUGCAGAAAGACAAGACCAAGAGCAGAGCUGUCGACAUCCCUGGAAAUUCUGCAGAGGAUCUUCUGAUUUGCGUUGGUGAGAAAAUCCCUGUGCUUCCAAUGCCAAAGAUGACACGAGCAUCAGGGAAACCAGCGAGGACCCCUCGCAGCUGGGAGCAGCUGCGAGCCCAAUAAAGUCUUUUGCUUCCUGCUGGAAGGACCAGA